Molecule: messenger RNA, 1107 nt
Organism: Oppiella nova
Lineage: Eukaryota; Metazoa; Arthropoda; Arachnida; Sarcoptiformes; Oppiidae
Source: the annotation of a GenBank genome assembly
AUAUUUUUAAUUUUUGAAAUUAUGUUUGUUAAGUUCACAAUUACAUUGACUGCAUUUUUGUCGACUCUGGUCCUCAAUAGUAGCCAACAAACGGUAUUAAAAUGUGUACUCAAGUCGCGACAAACCAGACACCCCUUGAAAGUGGAGGUCUACCCCAUGCCCUCAUCGAUGGUGUGCAAAGUGGCCGACACUCGCACCGACAGCCCGUCUAUCGACAGGAUUAUCUACUAUAACGACGCCAUCGACAUUGAAUUGUGCGCCAAAUACGAGGGCCGCGAGUUGGGCGCCGACAUCUUCGUGUCCGACCCCAACAAAGUCGCGCCGAUAGCCAGCAUUUCGUUAGGCAAUCAAACGACUCGUCAUAAUAAGCUGUUUAUACCGGAAGGCAGUCUACUAUUGGAUGAUGUGAUCGACUCAUUGACUAUAGAUUUGAAUGAUUUUCAGCUCAAAAUAGUUAACAUUUCUUUCGACACUAAUAUAUAUGAGAGAAAACAUAACAUAAUAUCUUUCGGCGACUUCGAUGUCAUUAAUAAUGACGAUAAUAAUCAUGAGAUGAGAGAUAAUGAGAGCAAAAGUGGUGAUAAAGAGUCGGAAACUACGGACUCAACAAUAGGUGGCUAUGAUUUCGAUACAGUGAUGGGUGCGGCUAUGGGUGUGAUAACGUUUGUGAUCCUGUAUAAAGACAAUAAGCUGGGUGAAAAGUGCGAGGAUAAAGAGACCGUUCAAAAACUACUCGAUCGCAAGAAUAUUCUCGGAAAGGUAUUACCGGAGGACGAGGAGGGGUUGAAAAAGUAUUGUAAGGAUGAGGUAUCUGUCGUCGACGCCAAGAAGGGAUAUGAUCCGAAGACGAUUCAGUCGGGACUUGAUUUCGCCAAAGAUUUGAAGACUAAGACCAGAGUUUGUCUGCUGAAAGUGUUUAAGCCGAGUGAAACGGGACAGGUAUUCGCCGGUAUUUGCUCCAAGGAUAUCAAAGACCCCCUUUCCAUCACCAAAGCCUUUAACGCAAAGGCCAAGGAGUUUAAUGACAUUUACAAAACUGUCACUAACUAUAUGGCGUUCGUGGUCGAGAAGCAAUCGGAUAUCACCCUGGCCACUAUUUUGUGGUGA